Nicotiana attenuata is the source of this 1047-nucleotide messenger RNA. RefSeq lists its product as uncharacterized. The transcript is spliced from 3 exons. The coding region runs from base 1 to 1047 and encodes 348 amino acids. The record is from RefSeq and is a predicted model, not a curated record. NCBI's taxonomy places the organism in Eukaryota, Viridiplantae, Streptophyta, Magnoliopsida, Solanales, Solanaceae.
AUGGCCAACCAGGAACUUGAUGCGAGUGUUAUCAAUCCUUCGAGAGAGGUGGAAGAGUCGGAUGUUAAUUUGAAAGAAGAGAUGUAUAAGUUGAGACAACAGAUGUCCGUGAUGUAUCAAGCAUGGGUAAAAAAGCACCCACCACCACUUUACCCCGCCAACCCUGCCUUCGUCCCGCCAUUGGCUCAGUCUCAAGAACCUCCUGCUACCGAUUCGUGCCGGGGGUUUAAGAUGCCCAAGUUUGAUUUGUAUGAUGGGCACGGAGACCCGAUGGCACACUUGAGAGGUUUUUGUAGCAAAAUGAGGGGAGCUGGCGGGAAGGACGAGUUGCUAAUGGCGUAUUUCAGUCAGAGUCUGAGUGGUUCGGCGCUGGAGUGGUACACUCGGCAGGAUCACAGAAGAUGGUAUACAUGGGAUGAUCUAGCCCAAGCCUUCGCUUGUCACUUCCAGUACAAUCUCGAGAUUAUUCCAGAUCGUUUGUCUUUGACAAAGAUUGAGAAAAAGCACAAUGAAUGCUUCAGGGAGUAUGGUUUUCGAUGGAGAGAACAGGCAACAAGGGUUGACCCUCCAAUGAAAGAGAGUGAAAUGGUGGAUUAUUUUCUACAGGCCUUAGAACCUACUUAUUACGGUUAUCUGGUAUCAGCUAUAGGCAAGUCCUUUAAUGAAGUGGUGAAGAUGGCCGGUAUGGUAGAAGAAGGACUUAAGUCAAACAAAAUCAUGAGCUAUUCGGCUAUUAAGGCAACCACCCAAGCCAUUCAAAGUGGAACUGGGGGAGUAAUUGGAAAGAAGAAGAAAGAGGACGUGGCUAAGACAAUUGGACAUGCUGAGGCCGAUCGAGUCAAAAUUGCCAAAUCCUCUCCGAAAAAUCUUGAUUAUUCUGUAAGCUGUGAAUUUUCUUCUGGUGCUCCGGGGCAUGACACAGAAAAAUGCUGGCAUUUGAAGAAUGCUAUCCAGGAGCUCAUUGAUGCAAAUCGGAUUGAAGUCCAAGCUCCGAAGCGCCAAAUAUCAACCAGAACCUGUUGCCGACCCAUCAGGAGACAAAUAUGA